Molecule: messenger RNA, 6828 nt
Organism: Pogona vitticeps (central bearded dragon)
Lineage: Eukaryota; Metazoa; Chordata; Lepidosauria; Squamata; Agamidae
Source: RefSeq, a predicted model, not a curated record
AUGAAAAAGUUGUGGCAACACCCAUAUCUGAAUGUCUUUAAACACUUUAAAGUGGAGGAAUGGAAAAGAUCCACCAGGGAAGGUGACGUGACCACCGUUAUGGACAAGACUCUGAAAGGGACGGUGUAUCGCAUCAGCGGCGCCGUUCCGGCGAGCAACUACCUCCAGCUCCCGAAGACGAGCACGCAGUCGCUGGGUCUCACUGGACGCUACCUCUACCUCCUUUUCAAACCUGCACCGGCGAAAUAUUUUGUGGUGCACCUGGAUGUUGUCACAGAGGACAAUCAAGUCGUCCGCAUCUCCUUUUCUAACCUCUUUAAGGAAUUCAAGUCAACCGCCACGUGGCUCCAGUUCCCGUUUAUUUGUGAGGCGGCCAAGGGAUCCGUGUACGAGCGCACAGCCAGGACUUCCAAGCGAGAUCUGGUGGGCCUGGCUCCCAGCCACGUACGGUGGACCUGCUUGAUGCUUGACCUCCGCUACAUCCUCUCCCUGUACCUGAACAGAAAAUAUAGCCACCUGAAGAGCGUGAAGCUGUGCGCCAACCUUCUGGUGAAAAACCUCUUCACCAGUGACUUGCUGUUCGAUCCAGGCGUGACUUUUUCGGAGGCUCAGCAGUCCAAACAGGCUCUGCACGGUGCCUCUCCCAUGCCACGAGAAAUGGCAUUUCCCGUGCCAAAAGGUGAAAACUGGCAUGAUCUCUAUGACCACAUUCAGUUUCCUUCUGACGGAUCCAAGAUGCCGUUUGACUCUAUCCAGAAAGCCGCUUCAGCUCCUGCGGCAGGCUUUCCCUCGACUUUUUCGGAGGCUCAGCAGUCCAAACAGGCUCUGCACGGCGCCUCUCCCAUGCCACGAGAAAUGGCAUUUCCCGUGCCCAAAGGUGAAAACUGGCAUGAUCUCUAUGACCACAUUCAGUUUCCUUCUGACGGAUCCAAGAUGCCGUUUGACUCUAUCCAGAAAGCCGCUUCAGCUCCUGCGGCAGUGGCUUGUGCGGAAGACAAGCCCGUGGGCCAGUUGACAAAGCCAGUAUCCUUGAGCAAACCAGUGCGAGACCGGGUAUCUCUUUUUCUUCCUGUCCUUUCAGUGGCUUGUGCGGAAGACAAGCCCGUGGGCCAGUUGACAAAGCCAGUAUCCUUGAGCAAACCAGUGCGAGACCGGGUAUCUCUCAUCCAACAGAUUACCAGCCCCAAAGAGAUGGCCCGCCAGUCUCCUUUACUUACAAAGAACGUCCCCAAGAUUCACCGGACGGUCUCUGAGCCUCUACAGACAGCCCACGCUGUGGACCCCCCGGGCCCGAGAGAAGGACUCCGGGCUGGGGGGGAUUCCUGCCUCCCGGCUGCUCCAGUGGAUGAUGGUGGCAUCCAUGUGUAUGCCCACCGAAAAGGGGAAGUGACAAUCCACGCCGUCCCUGUGGAUUCGGAUGAGAAUAUAUGCCCGCAAGGGACGAGGCCAAAGGUGGUUUCAGCCAAGAAUUCUGCUCGCUGCAUGAGGCUGUUACCGGACCCAAUUCUGACGCUGAAGAAGGUUAUCGGAUUCGGAGGCUGCAGCACCAAAUGGGCUUUGUGGGCUGCCGGCGGCUCUGUGGUUCUGUAUCCUUGCCAUGCUUUGAUUGUAGCAAUAGCGCUAGACUCUGGCAGGCAGCGGUUCUUUGCUGGCCACACUGAUAAGGUGGCAGCGCUGGCGUUCAAUGGCAACGACACUUUGUUGGCGUCGGCGCAGACGGGGCAGCUGAGCAUGAUGCGUCUCUGGGACUUCCCGUCGGGAGAGUGCCUUGGCGUGUUUAAAACAGGCAUGGAUUCAGUCUCUUGCCUCAGCUUCUCCUACAGCGGGAGCAUCCUUUGUGGCACCGGGAAGGACCGGCACGGGAAAACAGUGGUAGCCGUGUGGAACACUGUUCAGGUGACCCGCGGAGGGGAAGCGGUGAUGCUAGCUAAGGCCCACACUGAUGUGGACAUCCAGACCUUAAAGAUCGCCUUUUUUGAUGACACCAGGAUGGUCUCGUGCGGCCGAGACAACGUGAGGCUGUGGCGAGUCCGGAGCGGGGCCCUGCGCUCCUGCCCGGUAAAUUUGGGCGAAUACCGUUCCCUGGAGUUCACUGACCUGGCCUUCGAGGCAGGCCACUCCGCAGACCGCGAGCCGGAAGAUCGGACGCUGUUCGUCUGCAGCAGAAGUGGGCAUGUAUUGGAAAUAGAUUAUAAGUCGGUCACGGUCCGAAACGCCCGGCGCCUCCUGCCGUCCGAGGCACAGCACCGUCAUCGGCGAGAGAAGCAGACGUUCAACUCAGGUCCUGGGAUUGCACUAAACGGUAUAUGCCUGUCCCCGAAUUUCUGCGCCACAGCCUCCGAAGACGGGUACCUGCGUUUGUGGCCGCUGGAUUUCUCUGAAGUGAUCUUAGAGGCAGAGCACGACUACCCGGUGAAUUCUGUUUGGAUCAGCCCAGAUCAGCUGAAGGUUUUGUGCACGACCGCCACGGGGAACGUGGGCUGCCUGGACAUCCAGUCCAGGGACUACUGCACCAUCAUGCGCUCCCACGUGGAGUCCGUUCUGGCGUUCUCGGUGGACGGAUCUCAGAAGCAGCUGGUGACGGUGUCUCGGGAUCGCACCAUCCGCGUUUGGGACAUGGAAACCAUGCAGCAGCUGUACGAAUUCAGUGCCUCGGACGAAACGCCCUGCACGGUGGCCUUCCACCCCUCUCAACAUAUUUUUGCCUGCGGUUUCGAUACCGGCGUGGUGAGAACCAUCAGCCUGGCUGCCUCCAGGCUCCUUGAAGAGCACAAGCAGCACCGAGGCUCCAUCACGGGUCUGGCCUUCUCUCCAGACGGGAACUUCAUGUACAGCUGCUGCGCGCACGGGACCCUGGCUCUUUACAACUGCGCUGUCCAGAAAAGCCACAUUGUCCGAGUUCUCGCUAACGUCGUGUCGCAAGAAGCCGAACACGGUCCUGACGCGUUGUCCGUCAGCGGCGACGGGCGUCUCUUGGCCUUUGUGGGACCUUCCAAGUACAUCGUGACCCUCAUGGACGCCCAUACGCUGGAUGAGCUGCUGAGAGUGGACGUGAGCAUCUUAGACCUGGACAGCGCCGUUCUGGACACAGCUGUGAGACUAUGCUUUGCCCCUUUCCCUUUGGGCCACCUUUUAGUGACGACAUCUUCUCAGAAGGUUCUCGUGCUUGACGCCAAGUCGGGACGCCUGGUCCGAGUGGUUUCGCAGGUGCACAAACAAUCCUGUUCUUCGUUGGCCUUUAGCCCCGAUGCUCGGUAUCUCCUGACGGCUGGCGAUCGGGCUAUCAAGGUGUGGGAUUAUGGGAUGAGAUUUGACGUCAACGCCCAGGUGUUUAUCGGCCAUUCCGAGCCCAUCCGGCAGGUGAGGUUCACUCCGGACCAAAGACAAGUCGUCAGUGUCGGAGACGCCAUCUUUCUGUGGGACUUCCUAGGUGUGCACGCAGAGGACUCGUCCACAUCUGAGAUCCUCUCUUUUGAGUCCUUGAAUUCUCCCAGUGCUGCUGAUCUGGAAAAGACAGAGGGUUUGACCCCCGGGGCCAGCGAUGUCCCCCGCCAGCUGGUCCCUCUGCCGAUGGCCGUGUCCCCACCCUGUCUGGAUGUCAGUUCUAUUCAUCGAUUGGCGGACGAGGAUCUUUCUUCAGAAUCGGAACAGGAAGAGAAGAGGGCCGGCCCGAAAAGCAGCAGCAGCCACGAAGUUGUUAACGGCAAGGAACCCAUUCGGGCUCUGAAGCAAACAGCCGAAGAGCCACCGGUUGCGAAGCCUGCCAGGGCCCGGCCUUGCCUUCAGCCACGCGGCCAUGCAGAAUGCAAAAAGGAAGCCCAUGGUUCGGGAUCCCAAACCCACGUCCGCCCAGACUGCUACCGCCACUUUUCUCCUCGCUUCAAAACUUCUCCGCGUCCUAAGACAUUCUCCUCUCCUCUAUCCGGGAACGAAGGUUUGAAACUGAAAACUGUGAUCGGAUAUAAUGGAAACGGCCGCGGAAAUAUGGUCUGGAAUCCAGACACAGGUUUCUUUGCCUACACCUGCGGCUGCCUGGUCAUCGUGGAAGACCUCCAUUCCGGAGUUCAACAGCAUUGGCUUGGCCACCCGGAAGAGAUUUCGACGUUGGCUGUGAGUCAUGACGUCCAGGUCCUGGCCUCGGCCUCUGGCCAAGGGUGUGGAGACUCGCGCUGCCAGAUUCGCAUCUGGAACACCCAGAACGGAGACUGCCAGAAAGUUCUCUUCCAUCACGAGACCCAGGUGCAAGCCAUGGCCUAUUCUCGAGACGACCGUCUCCUGGUGACGCUAGGGGACUAUCUCGACAGGGACCUUUCUCUGUGGAACACCCAGACGUACGAGCUGAUGUCCUCCACGCGUUUCUCCGAGCCCGUCCACGCCGUCGCCUUCAGCCCCCUCUCCGCGGGACGCCUGGCCUGCGUCGGGAGGGGGACGGUGACCUUCUGGCUCCUGGACCAGCAGAGUGCGGACCUCAGCCUCAAGGUUCACAAAGUCCCCGUCCCGGACACCGUGGGUCCGGUGGAGCUCACGUCGCUCUGCUACGGGGCUGCCUGCCUUCUGUACGCAGGGACCAGCGCGGGACAGAUAUGCGUCUGGGACACGGAGACCAGUCGGUGCUUCAUGACUUGGGAAGCUGCCGAGGGAGAAAUUGGUGUCCUGCAGUGUCACGGGAACCGACUCAUCAGUGGCAGCAACACCAGAAAGAUCCAGCUUUGGUCCGUGGGGGCUGUUCAGGAGCUGAGGGUGAAAGGUUCUGGCGCCAGAUCCGGCUCCGUCCUUUUGGAACAAGAGAUGACCCUGGACGGGACCGUCGUCAGCGCCGCCUUCGAGGACUCGGCCGACAUGGGCAUCGUCGGCACCACCGCCGGGACGUUGUGGUACAUCAACUGGACGGACAACACCAGCAUCCGGCUGAUCAGCGGACACAAGAACAAGGUGAACGAGGUGGCGUUCAGUCCCCAAGAGUCUCACUGUGCUACCUGCGGUGAAGACGGCAGCGUGAGGGUCUGGGCGCUGGCCAGCAUGGAGCUGGUGGUGCAGUUUCAGGUCCUCAACCAGAGUUGCCUGUGUCUGGCCUGGAGCCCGGUAUCCCCGUCCGCCGACGGGGCAGAAAGCCAGCACAUCGUGGCCGGCUACAGUGACGGCACCAUCCGGGUGUUCAGCCUGUCCCGGACGGAGAUGGAGUUGAAGAUGCACCCCCACUCCGUCGCCGUGACUGCGCUCGGAUACUCGGCCGACGGAGAGAUCAUCCUGUCUGGAGGGAAAGACGGGCUCAUGGCGGUGAGCAGCCCUCGUACAGGAAUGACCGUCCGCGUGCUAACCGACCACCGGUCGUCCCCCAUCAACGUCAUCCACUGCAUAAGAAAACAGCACACCGACCUGCUGGGGAUUGAAGGCGGCGAUCUGUGGCUGGCCGCGAGUGCCGAUCGGCGCGUCAGCGUCUGGGUCUCUGAUUGGAUGAAGGACAAAUGCGAGCUCAUCGAUUGGCUGAGCUUUCCAGCGCCGACCGGCCCCGAAGUGCCGAACCCUUUGCCUCCCAGCCUAGCAGCGUUUUGCCCCUGGGACCCCACAACGGUCGCCUACGUUGGCUUCGGAUUGCAAAAGGAGAUCCUUCUGUACAGCUUGCGGCUGAAACAGGUUACUGAGAGGAUCCCCCUGCCUUAUUUUGCCACGUCGCUCAGCUUGUCUCCUGCGGCCGCCAUGAUUGCCGUCGGCUUCAACGAACGGGUGCUGAGGCUGAUUGACCGUACGGCCAAGACCGAGCAGGACUACCGGGGCCACGAUGACGGCGUUUGGCUCUCGAGGUUUACUCCGUCCGGGAAGCGCCUCUUCACGGCUUCCUACAAUGAGAUCCUGGUGUGGGAGGUCCAGAGCAGAUGAUCCGAGGGGGCGGGGUGAUGCCCGCCGGUGGCUGCGCCACUUACCCCGGGCAGGUGGCAGAACGCUCGAAACCGAGUGGGGCCCUCUUGAUUCCGGGGCCAGAACUUCAGCCUCUUGGAGUGGAUCAGGAACAUUGCAUUACAAGGGUCUCCCUUGGGCCAGGCAAAACGGCGUCACAGUUUUAGAACUGCCCAAAGUUCGGAGGUCAGUGGCUCGGCGAGAUUAGGAGAAAACCAUUCCCCCCACAUCGGAGCCGGCAGGAAAUCUCUCCCCGGAGACUUUUCCAUGUAGAAAAUCAAGGACAAUCCUCCCCUUUCUACGUAUUAGCUCGGCGGAGUUCCUUAAUCUGAACAUGUAUGUAAAAAAAAGAUUAAUUUGUAUUUUUUAAAAAGAUGAACAUGGAUUUCUUCUUUCUAAUUCAUCCUUCCUGGGUCUACAGUUUGGUUUUUAAGUUACGUUCUUCGCUGAGUUUCGGUUGAUCCAGAUGGGGGUUCUCACUCUUUUCCUCCCGUGUGUUACGUCUCGUGUGUGCACUGACAACUUAGUUACAUGAAAUCACAAAAGGGAGGCCGAAAGCCCCAAUCCAGGAACACUUGCCACGCUCAGUAGAUCAGGGAGGACAGCUGGGUCAGCAGCGCGAGUACACAUCUGUUUUUAAAGUAGCCUCUCUUUUCUAAGCGGGAGAGCAUUUUAAGGACUAUUAUCGGGACGUUUCUACCUUGCUUGAUAUCCAAAAUUUGCUAAUGCUUUUUUUAAAAAAGAGGUUUUCCACUAAGUUGGUGGGAGGAAAACCUAUCAAACUGGUGCUGAAAUAUCCGGUACGUAUUUCCCGUUUCAACCUGGCCCAUAAGAACAACAUCACAACAUUGCAGGACGCCUAUAAUUUAUGGUAAGGAGGGAGAGCAAGCUGAUCUAUGUUAGGUUUUAACAGGAUUCCAAAUAAAUGAAUAU